This is a messenger RNA of Panonychus citri (citrus red mite), 492 nucleotides long. Its product is annotated as biogenesis of lysosome-related organelles complex 1 subunit 6-like. NCBI's taxonomy places the organism in Eukaryota, Metazoa, Arthropoda, Arachnida, Trombidiformes, Tetranychidae. The record is from RefSeq and is a predicted model, not a curated record. The transcript has a single exon. Gene Ontology annotation, biological process: intracellular transport. The coding region runs from base 8 to 415 and encodes 135 amino acids. Gene Ontology annotation, cellular component: transport vesicle; extrinsic component of membrane; BLOC-1 complex.
CAAUAACAUGGAAGAAGAAAAUGAAACCAAUGAUUCUCUUUCUCUUCCUCUUCCUCUUCCUACUUCAUCAUGUUCAUCGAAAAAUUUACCUCAUUCAUUUAAUCAACUGUUAGAAUAUCAAUUGUCUCUCAAUGAAAUGUUGGAUCAAGAGAAUUCACGUUUCUCCGAAUUUACUCAACCUUUGGAAAUCGAGAAUCUAAUUAAUCAAUCGACUCAUUAUCUGACCAAAAUGAACAAUGUGAAAAAAGACAUGGAAUUUGUGACGGAAAAAGCUGAACGAAUCAGGAAACGAGGAUUAAAAUUACAAGAAAUUAUUCAGAAACAAAUAUUGGAAAAAGAGAUGAGAAAAGAUCAACAACUCCAACGGGAAAAACAACUCGCACCAGUGAUAAUCGGUAAAUCGGCCAAAAAGUGAAUUUCCCAGUUCGAUCAAAUUGUUAUCCAUUUUGUUGAAUAAAAUCAAAUAAAUGUGAUUCUUAUUUAUUGUACGUA